AUGCGCGCGGCGAUGAAAGACGGCGCGCGCGGCGCGUCGAUGACCCCGCGCGGGAUCGCCGCGCCGGUCCUCGGGGGCUGGUCCGCCGCGAGCGAAGGGGUUCCGGCGAACGUGCGAACGAUCUCGCUCCAAGCGGUGAAGAUUCGAAUGCGCUCGGUCGGGAACAUCCAAAAGAUCACCAAGGCGAUGAAGAUGGUCGCCGCGUCGAGGCUGAAGGGGGCGCAGACGAAGUGCGAAAAGUCGCGCGCGAUGGUGAACCCGUUCGUUCGACUGCUUGGUGAUACCCCGGGGGCGGAGACGGAGCAGACGUUGGUCGUUCCGGUAUCCUCCGAUAAGGGUUUGUGCGGUGGCAUUAACACGGCGGUGGUGAAAUACUCGCAAGUUUUGAACGCGAUGACGCCGGGGGUGACGUAUAACGUCAUUGGCGACAAGGCUCGCGCGCAGUUGACGAGAAUGAUGCCGCAACAAAUCAACAAUGUCAUCGUUGAUACAACCAAGCAACCGCUCACAUUUGCGACCGCAUCUGCGAUUGCGGACCAGGUCGUGGCGCGAAAUGCGCCGAAGACGCACAUCGUCUACAACCGCUUUGCGUCUGCGAUUUCCUUCAAGCCCUCCGUCGCGACGCUCAUGUCGAACGAGGAGCUCGAAAAGGCGGCGGAAGAGGGUGUCAACGAGUUCGACUCCUACGAGAUUGAAGGUCCGGAUCGUUCCGAAUUCUUGCUCGAUCUCUCUGAGUUCAAGGCUGGCGUGAUGAUGUACAACGCCAUGUUGGAGAACAACACGUCGGAACUCGGUUCGAGAAUGCAAUCGAUGGAGAAUUCGAGUAAAAACGCGAGCGAGAUGCUCGCCAAACUUACGUUGCUUUACAACCGUACUCGCCAAGCCGCGAUUACGACGGAGCUCAUCGAAAUUAUCUCUGGUGCCUCCUCCUUGGAAUCCAAGGAGUAA
Molecule: messenger RNA, 948 nt
Organism: Ostreococcus tauri
Lineage: Eukaryota; Viridiplantae; Chlorophyta; Mamiellophyceae; Mamiellales; Bathycoccaceae
Product: ATPase, F1 complex, gamma subunit conserved site
Exons: 2
Coding region: 1-948 (315 amino acids)
Biological process (GO): proton motive force-driven ATP synthesis
Molecular function (GO): proton-transporting ATP synthase activity, rotational mechanism
Source: RefSeq, a predicted model, not a curated record